This is a messenger RNA of Dentiscutata erythropus, 345 nucleotides long. The record is from the annotation of a GenBank genome assembly. NCBI's taxonomy places the organism in Eukaryota, Fungi, Glomeromycota, Glomeromycetes, Diversisporales, Gigasporaceae.
AUGACACCUACACUUUAUCAUUCUUCUCUUCAAAACAACAUUAUCAUUAUGCAAGAUAUGGGUCUGCAUUCUGACCUCCAGAAGGGUACUAUUGAAGGAAUAAAUAAUGCUAACAUUUUUAUGAAAAAAUUCUUUAUUGACAUUUUGAAUGAAGCAGGAAAGAGAAGAUGGAGUUCAAUUGAAUCAUGUACAUAUAAAGAAGAGUGUUUACUUGUUGAAAAAGAAGAUGCCAAAAAAAGGAAAAUUUGUGUAAAAAAGAUUGUGAAGAUUGGAAUUGAAUUAUUGGAGGGUAAAGAAGGAGUCUUAGAAAGAGUUCUAUGCAUGGACAUCAAUAUAAUGAAUUAA